This is a messenger RNA of Branchiostoma belcheri (Belcher's lancelet), 3186 nucleotides long. RefSeq lists its product as uncharacterized. Lineage: Eukaryota; Metazoa; Chordata; Leptocardii; Amphioxiformes; Branchiostomatidae. The transcript is spliced from 2 exons. The record is from RefSeq and is a predicted model, not a curated record. Gene Ontology annotation, molecular function: protein binding. Gene Ontology annotation, cellular component: plasma membrane. Bases 400 to 3186 code for a protein of 928 amino acids.
UUUCUUUUUUUCGAAGUGGUAUCAUUUUACGCUUUUAUAGUGCAUUGGUGCUUGCGACUGCCGGCAGAGGUUGGGUUGGCGUAAAAAAAAUACCAGAGCAAAAAGAAAGUCCAAUAAAAAAGCCUAAAACACGCCAGAAAUAAGCUAAAACUAAAUCCUCUACAUGGAGAGUGGUUAUUAUGGCGAUGGUAAUUAUGACGGAACAACUCAUUUGUACCCACUGCUACACUGCAGGCCUGCGUAUUACGUAUACAGGCUGAGCUGACAAUCGGAUCGUCCUACCUGACCAACACGGCGCAAAUUUCACAUCGUCCUGUCAAGACGAACAGAAGAACGAGGCAAGGUCAGUGUCAAGCCUCAGCAUUUCACCAGUAUAGAGCUACUGAGACACGACAUCUAAUGGCAUUCUGUCGGGAAACUCAUUCUUGGAAAAGACUAUCCGCUAUGUUGUUCUUCCUCACCUUCUUAUCUGCUUGCACGGCUGUAGACGUGUACAGUUCCUGCCCCCGCCAGUGUAGGGAAGUAGGCUGGAAUGAGGCUUUUGGUGUUUCAACCGAGCUCGCGGGGUCUGGGGCUUACCCGGUUAUCAUACAGACCUGGAUAGUAUGCACGGAUCUAAAUGGAACUGUCUCCACCUCUUCUCUAACAUUGCCAUGCAGUCCAAAGGUCACAGACUCGGCAAAGUUAGACACAGUGGCAGUGAAGAGAUACCCUAUCAGACUUCUAUCGGCAAGACUAUUUACACACCCUGCAAAAGUUGCGACUCUGGCCCUAUUGGAAUGUGAAAUCACAGAUAUUGAAGAGAAUACAAUGGCUGGUCUUGGUCAACUGAGGACGUUAGCCUUAGACUUUAACGGGCUGUCAUAUAUUACACACAGCUACUUCUCGGCCCUUCAUUUUGUCAAUGUGCUGACCUUGUCCAAUAAUGAAAUAGAACAGAUGGAUCCAGGGAGCUUCAUCAGCAUGAAAUUUCUUUUUUUCUUGAAUUUACGAUAUAACCUGCUGCGGGUUGUAAAGCCUGAUUGGUUUCUUGGUCUGAAUAGCUUGACAGUCCUUUAUUUGAAAGAUAACAGGAUUGAGGUCAUUCCACUGCGAGCAUUUCGGCACCUACCGAAGCUGAUAGAUCUGCAUCUAGGUGGCAAUAAGCUAACUUCUCUGGGCGGAGACUGGUCCUGGCAUCUGGCUGUCAGCAACCGAAUUCGCGACCAAGGGUACCCCUUUAUGUUUAGAAGACAGGACGUAUCUGUUAGGCUACCCGGCGGUCUCCUUUGUAUCACUCAUGACCCUCUGAGCGAUGUGAAAGAACAAACUUUGGGGUGGUCCUUUGAUUCAAUAGAACAACCCUUUCGGUGGAUCUUUCAAAAAAUUCACAAAAACACCUGCAUCGAUAUCCGGGAUAUCGAAAAUCCCUUGCCUAAAAGCAUCACAACUCAGGCACCUUUUGUAGCCAUCAUAAAACGCUCACUCUCAGAUAUGAUCUCCAAUGAUACAAAUGACCAGUGCAGAAAAGUAUGGGAGCAUAGCAGCGACUUAUCUGUAUCUUUACUUGGCGGUCUGAGUCUCCGCCUGGCUUUCCUGAGAGCUGAAAACACAGAAACACUAACUGCCAUUGUAUUGAGCCCGACAACAAACACCACAACGGGUAGCACAGCCACGGGGAGAAACCACCUCAACAACAUCACCGACACAAGCGUCAAGAAUAUCACCUGUGUUGUAGUUACCAAAGACAAGGUUAGUCAGACGGUGUUCAGUGUCCAUCAGUUACAGCAGAGGCAAAACGACACCGACACAGAUUUUCACAGUGGAUCGAUAUUCCAUCCGAAUCCUGCAGCAAAGAACGAGUCUCUAGUAGUAGCAUCGACCUCUUGUCCGCAGGCUAGCACUAUGUACACAAAGGCUGCCCAAGGAAAACCAGUUCGUCCAACCCGAACGCUCAUCAUCAUCUUGACUCUUCCAAUAUUAGGAGGUCUGGUUGUGGUAAUCGUUGUGUUUCUCUUGAAAAGAAGGUCAAUGUUAAACAAGCAGCAUAUUCGAGCCAUCAGGCGGCGUGGUGCUGUGUCUGGGCGGGCGAGGUCGGCCUCUCUCCCCACCAUCUCCCGCCCCAGCCACGCCGUUCUGUACCGCAAAGCCUCUUGCAGAUCCCUGCCUGUCGCCCUGCAUUCUAUCGAGCCCACGUACUACGAGAUCUCUGAUGACGCUGUCUUGGCUACUCGACCUCUUCCUGUCCUCCCACACACGAACUGGGAAAUCCCGGACGUCGAGCCGACGUCUUGCAACACUUCGGAAGACGAAGACGACGAUGGGCCAUUGCGAUUUUAUGCUGCUGCCGCAGAUAUGACGCUCGUGGGGAACGGAGAAGGUUGCAGCACCUACCACGGCAGCAAACCGAAAACUGUACAUUAUCACAGGUCCGCACAACGUACAGCCAUUUAUGAAAAUCCUGAGGUCCAACGUGUUACCUUUCAUAGAAAUGCGGAAAAUCCCUACCGUCACCAAGUCACUAGAGCUUGCGGAGCAAGAAGAACUUCUUCUGUCCCCAUCUACGAAGGUCGAACCAUGGGUAGAACAUACAUGAAUGUAGGACAGGCAAAAGGGACGUCAUCAGUAAUUCAUCACAGAGCAGCGAGGACAACUGCCGGGUACGAGGCGCCACCAGCGUCUCUAUGGACGGAGAACAGGGAUUAUCAGACCGUUCUAAACGACGUGGCGCCAUGGACAUCACCGCCAAACACCUACUGGCCGUGGGAGAUCUCCAAUGGGCAGUUGAACAGAUCGCGCCCAGUGCCUCUGGUCUUCCCCUUACCCAACACGUACUGGCCAUGGGAAGAAACUUCAUGUAGCGGCAACCGAGGUCCAAAGCGGCGGGCGUCACUCCCCACCUACCCCGAGACAACACAGACUGAAGUAUCCUUAAACACCACACCAUGUGUGCCACCUAACACCUACUGGCCAUGGGAAAUUACAGGUGAAAGUAGCUGUAUCGAUAUCACACAACGACGGGCGUCCCUUCCCACUCUCAGCAAUACCUACAUAUACUGUGAGACAACACAAACUGAAGUAUCCCCUGAAGCCCACACAACCAAACACCUACUGGCCCAUCGGGAGAUCUCAAAGAAUGAGCGUGUUAACUCACAGCUUGCUGCUCCCAACCUACCAAACACCUACUGGCCAUGGGAGGUGAAGUAG